AUGCCACCUUUUAAGGAUGAGCAUAUCUUGAUGAUUGCGCCAGGAUCGCAAGUGACCCUGGCGCAACUCGGCCUCCCCGAGUCGUUCACACCUGCUCGAUGGCGCUUCCCGACGCGAAUGUUCCCGGGUGAAAAGAAGGGCGAAUUCGAACCGUACAAGAUCCGCGAGAGGCGACAAGAAGUUAAAAUUGCCAAUGGCUCGACCGCCCCUGGGGAGAAGGAAGACGUCGACAUGAAAGACCAGCCUCCGCAAGAAGAAAGGAAGGAGAAUACAGACGCGCCGAAGACGGAAAAAACCGACGAGACCAAGGCAGAAAACACCAAUAACACCGAGAACACCGAGAACACGGGUGAAGAAGGGGGUGAGGAUGGUGAGAACGGCCAGAUCGUAGAGGAGGUUUUCUACGAAGAAGACGUCGCGUCUGAAGAAGGGGCGAUCUACCCUAUCGAGAACGGACGCAUCGUUGACUGGCCGUGCUUUUUCGCUCUCUUGACGCAUGUGUAUAACACGCUCAGCCCGCCAUUCCAUACGCCUAUCAUGCUUAUUGCCGAACCGGCUUGGUCAUUACGGGAUCGGGAGAUUAUCACUCAAUUUGUGUUUGAGAAGUUCAAGACGCCUGCUUUUUGUCUGAUGGACUCAGCGAUUGCCGUGUGCUACGGAUACGGCGUCGGCACUGCAACUGUUGUUGAUGUUGGGAAGAACAAGGUGGACGUCACCGCGGUUACAGACUUCGUGGUCAAUGAACAUGGAAGAGGUAUUGCAUUGGAGGGCUGCGGCGGUGAUUACCUGACCGACCGGCUUCUGGAGCUACUAGGCUCCAAAGGGUUCACGCGGGAUAUGUGCGAGCAGCUGAAGCGGAGUAACAUCACUGAGCUUCUGCCGGCAGGGACACCUCUACCGGGUGCCGCUGCUACAUCACGCCAGGAUGGACAGCCGCCUGGUCCUACAACACAGCCUGGAGUCGUGGAAAAUGCCCAGACUAAGAACCCGAAUGGCUCCACUGAGAACAAUGACGACGACGAUGAAGGUGUUUUGGAUGUUGCGGCUAUUGUUAGCGGCAACACCAGCGAGUUCCUUGCCGCGCGGGAGAAAGAGAAGGGAAAUAAAAAAGGCGCUGAUCAGGGCGCGAAACCUGUUCGUCUUCCCAACUCUAAGAAGGAGAAGGCCACGUUCCAGUACCAGGAGUUCGUCAAGUUAGAGCCAGAGAAGCAUGCGCCUAGCGGUCCUUCACGCUUCAUCCGCCAGACUAGGGAUAUUGAAGUUGGCGUUGAGCGGUUCUUUGCUGCAACACCGAAGCAAGAUACUGGAGACAGAUUGUCUAGCAGUAUUCUUGAGGAUAUAGCAACUCAGAUCCAUCACACCAUCCUGGCCGUGCCGGAUGCGACAAAGCGCAGUGAGCUAUGGGAUUCACUGAUCGUUGUUGGUAACGGUAGUAAAGUAAAAGGCUUCACUCAAGCCCUCAUCAGCACAAUCACUCAGAAGUUUGUCCUCUCGCCGUCCGGCACAAUCUUUACUUCAGAAAUUCCAUCCAACUUCUCCACUCCCCUUCCCACCGGCGGAACAAAUACCCCCGCCCCGGGCUUCCCUGGUCAAAUGCACCAUCCCGGCGGACAAGGUGUAAACCCCCUUCUUGUCGCCGCCACUCACUCCGGCAAUCCUAUGCCUCCGGGAACCCCUUCAAUGGACCCUCUCUCCCAUCACCGCUCCACUGGCCACUCGCAGACUCCGACCUCUGUUCGCACCGUAAAACCACCAGAGUACUUCCCCGAGUGGAAGGAGCAAACAGCAACCCAGCAGCCUGCCCAGAAUCAACCAGGUCUCAAUGGGCCCGGCGGUCCGGCAUCUAGUGGCAGCCACCGUGGUAUGGAAGAAGCAGUUUUCCUUGGAGCGCAGGUUGCCUCCAAGGUGGUUUUUGUGAUCGAUCAGGGCCUCAGUAAGGGUUUUAUGAGCCGUGUUGAGUAUAAUGAGAAUGGCCCGUCGGCGAUUCAUGAGUAUGUUAUGUGAGCUUCGGCUAAACCGAUUAUAUGGAUGCCAAUCCACUUUCGCCUCAUCUGUCAUUCGACGUCGAGCUUUUUACUUCUCCUCUUCAGUGCUUUUAUGUAUCGUGGUUUUUACGAGGCGUGGUCUGUUAUUUCAGAAAAGCAAUCUGUUAGGAUCAUGGUAGGAUAGGCGGAGUUAGUCAAGUAGUAGAUAUCAAUGUAUUCGUUUAA
Messenger RNA from Aspergillus nidulans FGSC A4, 2210 nucleotides. RefSeq names its product putative chromatin remodeling complex subunit (Arp9). The record is from RefSeq and is a predicted model, not a curated record. The transcript has 3 exons. Gene Ontology annotation, biological process: cytoskeleton organization. Lineage: Eukaryota; Fungi; Ascomycota; Eurotiomycetes; Eurotiales; Aspergillaceae. The coding region runs from base 1 to 2004 and encodes 667 amino acids.